CGGUAACCCACUUAACAAGCGCCUGCUGGUGGGCUUUGACCCGUAUGGAAAGGAUGCCGGUGCAUUAUAGAGCAUGCUAACUCUUUACGGAACCUUCAGCUUAGACUGCAAUAGGAGAUGGACCACAUGAAGAUUUCCGCGAUAUGAAAUCCUAGGGUUGGGUAUUGAAAGGAUCUCUUCCCUGUUAUGCGAUCAACUACGUUUGUCGUCAAUCUUGAUAAUUGGAGGUUCAUGGCUAGGAUAUAGACGCGAUAUUGGCUAUAAAGAUGCCAGCCUUUCCUUAUGCCCUCACCGCAAUUUGGCACAGACCAAUCCAUCUUUUGUUGUCUCCAUCCAAGCAAUUUCCUAUCAAUCCAAAAUGUUCUGCAUCGCGCGAGCCUCAUCAGAUCCUGGAAAGCCCUAAUUUCCACCUCAGACAACGCAAGACCAACAGCACUCGAUGCGACAAAAGAAAUUAUUGCGGAAUAUGAAAAUGUCCCACUAAUGUCCAAACCAGGCCGGCCAAUAGAACAGCCAAUUAAUGUUAUUGAAGCCGAGAAAAGAUUUGGAAUAUCCUUUUUCAAAGAUUUCUCCUAUAUCUUAUUUUGGAAUGGACAAUACCAUAUGGUACUCGAAGCUCGUUUCCAGGAUGAUCCCGAGAAACUCUAUUUCGUGUCAUGCCCGAAAAGCGUUCGCAACUCAGAUCUUUCCAAGGAAGAUCAAGAACUUCUUAAAUUGAAACUCCAGGGUGUUAAGGGACGUAUAUCAGAACCAGACUGGGACCGCCUCAAGCAACGGUACGGUAUCUUAAAAGGAGACUGGCUUGUGAAGGACAAAGAGGAAGAAGAAAUUUGAGGCUUAGUAAUUGGCGUGUGGCGAGGGCUGGAAGAUUUUGAUGG
This is a messenger RNA of Aspergillus piperis CBS 112811, 878 nucleotides long. RefSeq lists its product as uncharacterized. NCBI's taxonomy places the organism in Eukaryota, Fungi, Ascomycota, Eurotiomycetes, Eurotiales, Aspergillaceae. The transcript has 2 exons. The record is from RefSeq and is a predicted model, not a curated record. Bases 283 to 834 code for a protein of 183 amino acids.